This is a messenger RNA of Boleophthalmus pectinirostris (great blue-spotted mudskipper), 2312 nucleotides long. It is a transcript of the gene mfap5, whose product is annotated as microfibril associated protein 5. NCBI's taxonomy places the organism in Eukaryota, Metazoa, Chordata, Actinopteri, Gobiiformes, Gobiidae. The transcript is spliced from 3 exons. Gene Ontology annotation, biological process: embryonic eye morphogenesis. Gene Ontology annotation, cellular component: microfibril. Bases 372 to 893 code for a protein of 173 amino acids. The record is from RefSeq and is a predicted model, not a curated record.
UUCAUUGUAUUCCAAGUAUUGAUUCUUAUCACAGGUCAGUAGAGUAAAGACAAUUGCCUAUAGUUUUUUGUGGGGUUAAGUUUAUAAUGUUACAGUUUCACCUCCUGUUUGGACAUGGGCAGCAGAUAUGACAAUGUUAUGAUUAGACCAAUAAAAAUAAACAAUAAAAAAGACAAAAAAACAGCCACUUUAUUUUGUUAAAUUAUGGUUUAAAUCACCGGAAAAAAUUUUUUGUUUGUCAGUUGUCCUUGGAUUUUGAAUGGAAUUUUCCAUGUUGAUGGCACAGGAAUUUGCUACUUUCUGUAUUUUUGUACUUUUCGUUCUUUCUAAAAAAAAAAAAAAAAAAAAAAAGAAUCCCACAAACUCGCACCAUGACAAAUAUUUACCACAAGUACCAUUCCACCACAAGAAAUUAUUCGAAAAAUGUGAAAAUCUGUUUUAAAGAAUGUGCAUCAUCAGUACAAGUAAAGUUUAAAUUAUAUUGCACAAGUAGGAUACAAAUAAACCAUUUGUUACACAGAAUAACUAUAAUAAAACAUAUAAUAAAGAGACUAGUACAAAUAACUCAUUGCUUUGAACCUUUCCAUAUUUAUUUCUUCUUCUCUGUGUGUGCAGAGUGCAGGGAGGAAAUGUAUCCCUGCAGCAGAAUGUACUCUGUCCAUCGGCCGAUGAAGAAAUGCAUCGGAGGCUUUUGUCUCUACAGCCUCCAGCGCAUGUACGUGAUCAACAAUGAGAUCUGCACGAGGACCGUGUGCCCACAGGACGAGUACUUGAAAGCUGAACUGUGCAGGGAGCGGUCCGGGUGGCCCAGACGCAUCGAGAGGUCGUCCAAUCAGAGGAGGCGUUGUCGCAGUCGUCGUGGCAACCCUGACACCUGGGCAAACAAGGUCUAACGGAGCCUCGAGUCGGGCCAUAAAAUAUAAUGUGUAUAAGUCUAUAAAACCCCGUCUUCACACCCCAGGCGUUCCUCUCAUAUAACACACGCUGUCACUUUUGAUUUAAUCUGUGUUUAUCGAUUUCACUUAAUUGUCUGUGAACAUCACGGAGAGCUGGUUUCAUAUCUACACAGCUGACAAAGAUGGUUUAUGAUCAGAGAUGGGUGCUACUCAGUUACAUUUACUCAAGCACACUUUGUACUUACUCAUAUCAUACUUUUACUCCUACUUGAGUUACAUAUUUCACAGUGCAACAGUACUCUUACUUGAAUAAAAGUUACAACCCAGCUGUUUUUCUUUAAAGGUGCAUUGUGUAACCUGCUGUGUAAAAUGCUUUUCUCCAUGGACAUGUUAUUUCUUUGUCUGAAAUGUUUCACAGUAUGAUAUUAAAUGUUUUUAUCUUCAUGGAGACAAAACCAGAGCAAGUUACAGCGCAGAUCUGUGGAGAGGCGACCCAGCUCACAGUCAGAAUGUCUGUUUGUCUAGGUCAGGGGUCUCCAAACUUUUUCCUUGGUGAGCUACUUUUACAAAAUGAAAAUGCCAAAGAGUUCCUCAUUUUAGUGGUCACAUAAAACUGAGUAAAUCUAAAAGCCACGGCGUUAGAUGGAGUACAGUUAUACAUUUAUUUAGUGGACAAAUUUAGUCAUGAAAAUUAUACAUUUAUGAUGGCAAUAGCCUUUUAAUCAAUCCAAUUUUAAUUAUUCAGCAUAUAAUUCUGAAAUCUCUUGGCGAGCUCCUAGAAAGGGGGUGGAGAGCUACUGGGAUCUCCCGAACUACAGGUUGGAGUCCAGGUCCAGGUAUUUCUGAGCAGUAACUGAAUAAAUGUAAAGUAGAGCUGUUUAAUGUCAUACUGUGGAACAUUCCAGGCAGAGCAGUGACAUAUCCAUAGAAACAAGCAAGCGACGAAUCCCCAACCAAAAAGUUACAUAGUGUACCUUUAAGUUACUUACUUGAGUAGUAGUUUCUGCACAUUUUUUUUUACAGUUACUUGAGUAAUUUCCUGAACCAUUCCUUUGUACUUUUACUUGAGUAAUUUUGUACAAGUGCAAGUUUUGGCAACACAGCUGCUCUGGUCAUCAUUUUACACAAGAUUUAUAGAAAGUGUUAAAGGACCACUAUGUAACUUUUCUGGUGUGAUACCUGCUUGUCUCCAUGAAGCUGUUAUUGCUUUGCCAAAAAAUGAUCUAGCUUAUCUGUCUCCAUGGUGACAAGGUGACUGGUCAAGUGAUAUCCGUUUUAAAGCCUUACUGUGGAACAUUCCAGGCCAAGAAAUAACAUCACCAUGGAGACAAACAGGUGGCAGAAAGUUAAGCUACACACAGAAUAUAUCAUGUUACUGUACUUUUGUAUGGAAUAAAAUGCUCAGUUAAUCAUAAA